CAAUAGAAGGUGUCUAUAUACUGGAGUGCCAUUUUAAAUUUGACGUGCGUGCUCAUCAAACCAGGCCAGAAAAGUUACACAGACACAAAAUGCUUAGUAUACCGGAGCAAGAACAAACUUGAUCCGAUCCACCGCGAAUCCUUAUAAGGCAACCCUGGCGAACCUUUCCAGCCAAACACGCCUUGCUUGACGGAGCAGCCUCCCCACCACCACCGCCGCAACACCAACAAAGCAAAAGCAGAGACGAGCUACAGCCUAGAGCUAGCCAAGGCAACGCGCACUCGCACUCGCACGCACGGCCCGGAGAAGAGCAAACACAACGAUGGCCGCUUUUCUCCUGCUCGUGCUCUGCUCGCUGGCCCCGGGCGCCCUCUCCGUCCCGCCCCGCCCGCCGGUGCGCUGCGGCGACGCGGGCUGCGUGCUCUCGAACGCGUACGGCGCCUGGUCGAGCGACCGCGCCGACUGCCCCGUGUCGGCCGUGGCGUACCCGGCGUCCGAGCGGGACGUGGUCGCGGCCGUCGCGCGCGCCAGCGCGGGCGGCAUGCGGGUCAAGGCCGUCAGCGGCUUCGCGCACACCAUCCCGAAGCUGGCCUGCCCCGGGGGCGGCGGCGGCGGGAACGGCAGCGCGGCGUCUCUGCUGAUCAGCACGGCGAGGUACGCCGGCGUGGAGGUGGACGCGGCGGCGCGGACGGUGACCGCGGACGCCGGCGCCCCGCUGCGGGCCGUGAUUGACGCGGCGGAGGCGAGCGGGCUGAGCCUGCCGGCGUCGCCGUACUGGGAGGGGGUGAGCGUCGGCGGGGCCGUGAGCACCGGGUCCCACGGCAGCUCGUGGUGGGGCCGGGGCGGCGCCCUGCACGACCACGUCGUGGGGCUCAGCCUUGUCGUGCCCGCCGGAGCGGCCGAUGGGUGGGCCAAGGUGGUGCCGCUCGCCAGAGGUGACGCGCUCUUUCCCGCCGCGCUCGUCUCGCUUGGCCUGCUCGGAGUCAUAUCCAAGGUCACUUUGGCGCUGGAGCCAAGAUUCAAGAGAAGCGUGACCUACGAUUACAGGGACGACUCCACCUUCCAGGACGACUUCGCGGACCACGCCGCGCGGCACGAGUUCGCCGACAUCGCCUGGUACCCGUCCCAGCACCAGGCCGUCUACAGGCUCGACGACCGCGCGCCGCUCAACGCCACCGGCGACGGGGUCAACGACUUCAUCGGCUUCCGGUCGACGCUCAUCGCGGUCUCCCAGGGGGUCAGGGCGCUAGAGACCGCACUGGAAGGGUCGAGGAACGUCAAGGGCAAGUGCGCGAUGGCCGCGGCGGAGAUUGCCGCCAAGCGGCUGAUCGGCAACGGGCUGCGCAGGAAGGCCGGCCAGCUGUUCACCGGCUACCCCGUCGUGGGGUUCCAGGGGCAGAUGCAGACGUCGGGCUCCUGCGCGCGGUCGCCGGCCUCCAGCCCGCUCACGGCGUGCGCGUGGGACCCCAGGUUCAAGGGUCUCUUCUUCUACGAGAGCACGGCCAUCUUCUCGCCGGCGCGGUUCCGGUCCUUCGUGCUCGACGUGAAGCGGCUGCGCGACCUCAGCCCGGACAGCAUGUGCGGCGUGGACGUGUACAACGGCCUCCUGGUCCGGUUCGUGAGGAGGUCGGAGGCCUGGCUGGGGCAGCCGGAGGACUCCGUGGUGGUGGACUUCAACUACUACCGCGCGGCGGACCCGUCGGCGGCGCGGCUCAGCCAGGACGUGUGGGAGGAGGUGGAGCAGAUGGCGUUCGUCAAGCACGGGGCGCGGCCGCACUGGGCCAAGAACAGGAUGGUGGCCUUCCGGGGGGUGCAGGGGAAGUAUCCGGGAUGGGCCAGGUUCGCCGCGGCCAAGCGGCAGCUGGAUCCGCGGGGACUGUUCGACAGCCCGUGGUCCGACGACGUCGUCGGCGGCAAGGAGCUCGGUAAGGAGGAUGGGUGCGCGCUGGACGGGGGAUGCGUCUGCUCGGAGGACAGACACUGCAGCCCGGAGCAAGGAUACUACUGCAGAACGGGGCUUGUGUUUACAGAGGCCAGGGUAUGCAGAUACUCUGCCUCGCAGCUUGUAUAGGACAUAUACACCCUUCUGUUGUAUAAAACAGAGACAGUACCAUAUACGUAUAUCACUUAUGUUCUACAGUUUUUUUUCCGCCUUAACUAUAUGUAAGUUGUCUGAAUUCUCCCCUCAAAAAAAGGUUGUCUGAAUUUUUCAA
Hordeum vulgare subsp. vulgare (domesticated barley) is the source of this 2213-nucleotide messenger RNA. RefSeq names its product L-gulonolactone oxidase 3. The transcript has 2 exons. NCBI's taxonomy places the organism in Eukaryota, Viridiplantae, Streptophyta, Magnoliopsida, Poales, Poaceae. Gene Ontology annotation, molecular function: FAD binding; D-arabinono-1,4-lactone oxidase activity. The record is from RefSeq and is a predicted model, not a curated record. The coding region runs from base 323 to 2071 and encodes 582 amino acids. Gene Ontology annotation, cellular component: membrane.